CGCAAUAAAAGCACUUGCAUUGGGCUAACAUUUAAGAAGGGGAGUCAAAAGUUGUUAUUUCCUAUACAAGAUGUUUCUAUAGGAUUUGUUUAGGUUUAAGAUAGAUUUAGAGAAACAACAAGAAAACAUAAGGUGAAGGCGUGUGGUUGAUGGAGAUGGAGUACCCAGAAAGCAGCAGCGUGUGUGAGAUAGAGGAGGAAGAGGAGAAAGAAGAAGAAAAAGAAGAACAAGACUGUGUUUAUGUUGCAGUGGGUAAGAGCAACACAAGCAUGCACGCUCUCUCAUGGACACUCAACAACUUGGUUACUCAAUCUACCAUCAUUUUUCUCAUUCAUGUAUUUCCUCAGAUCAAACACAUUCCAAAUCCCCUGGGAGUAGGAAUGGUUCCAAGGAAUGAAGUGAGUGUUGAGCAGGUGGAGAGUUAUGUUGAGCAAGAAAGAGGCAAGAGGAGAGAGCUCCUUCAGAAGUUCCUACAAUCAUGUUCUUCUUCCAAGGUUAAGGUAGACACCAUCCUGAUUGAGAGUGACCUGGUUGCAAAGCCUAUCCUCGACCUCAUUCCCAUUCUUCAGAUAAAAACUCUAGUCAUUGGAGCCAACAAAUUCCAUCUGAGAAAAUCAAAAUCAAGGAAAGGGAAUAAUAGUGUUGCCGAUGAGAUACUGAGAAAUUCACCAGAAAGUUGCAAGGUGAGAAUUAUAUGUGAAGGGAAGGAAGUAAAUGAGCAGAUGAUGAUGUCACCCACUAACCAUACUUCCAUGACUAGCCAAAAGAAAGAAGAUAACCAUGAUUCAGUUUCAUGCAUUUGUUUCAUACCCAAGUUCAAAUGAUUAUUAGCCUGUUUAAUUUCAAGUGUAGCAAAAGGGUAUAGAUAUGUAGCUCAGUCAAGUUCUUUGACUCCUAAUGUAGCUUCUGAACAAUUCAUUACUUUGAAUAAUUCAAUUACUUUGUUGUUCAUUCUGUCAUCAAA
This is a messenger RNA of Vigna angularis (adzuki bean), 964 nucleotides long. Its product is annotated as U-box domain-containing protein 35. NCBI's taxonomy places the organism in Eukaryota, Viridiplantae, Streptophyta, Magnoliopsida, Fabales, Fabaceae. The transcript has 5 exons. The record is from RefSeq and is a predicted model, not a curated record. Bases 150 to 824 code for a protein of 224 amino acids.